Messenger RNA from Adineta steineri, 3075 nucleotides. The record is from the annotation of a GenBank genome assembly. NCBI's taxonomy places the organism in Eukaryota, Metazoa, Rotifera, Eurotatoria, Adinetida, Adinetidae.
AUGGAUUCAUGUGAUGAUUGGCUCAAAUAUGUUAACUAUCGUCCAUUUACUGAAGUAAAAUAUCAUUAUGUUUGGGAUUUUCGUCAUACAGCUUAUGGAUUCUUCUCCAUGAUACGUACACUCUGUGCGUUAUCCUCACAAACAAUCAAUGAACAACUAAUUGUAUUCUAUUCAACAGUGUUACUCACAGAGAAUACCAUUUCAGAAGACACAUUUUUAGCCAACAUAAAUGCAGCUCAUGAUCAAUUUAUAAAUGCUACUGAAAAUAACUUUGUGAUUACACUCAAAUCAGUUUUAUUAGUAGCACUAGUCAACAAUCUGAUCAUCAAUCGGUUACAAACAAAUUGGCAAAUAUAUCUCAUAUUACGGCCAAAUGACUAUCCGUCGACGCAAGCCUGGUUCGAACGUCUCUAUCCAGAAACUGGAGACUGUUUGUAUUCAAGUAAUAUAUACUGUACUGUAUCCACAGGUAUUUACUUUAACAAACUUAUUAAUGGAACAACAUCUAAUUCAGUAUGGGGAUUAUUUCCGAUAGAACCUGAAUUUAAGGUUGCAGGCGUUCUUGUAGGUAAUCUUAUACUCUAUGCCGUUCUUCAGUCAAAUCUCUCAUGUUUGUAUAAUAAAACAUGCUUAUCGGAAUUGGACACAUAUUUAAAUGAUUCACUUUCUCCAUUUAAUGCGACGCCAUUGAAGCUCUCUUCUUCUUCGUCUUCUUCUCUUCCAACAGUUCAAGACAUAGCCGAAGAAUUAAUGGUUGAUGUUUGGGAAAUGAAGUCAUCCUAUGAACAUUACUUCGAUGCAUGUAAUCCAUUAGCUUGCACUUACACUUACGUUCACCAAUUUGAUGUUAUUUAUGUUAUUACAACUGUCAUUUCAUUUAUUGGUGGAAUUGUAACGAUUCUUAUGCUCGUAAUACUGCCAACAGUCACAUUUCUAAGAAAACGAAUCAAAGCGUGCUGUCCGUUGCCAUCACCACCAGAAGUUGGGCCAUCUGAAACUAAUACUAGAAGUCAAGGUGCUGCUACCACUACCGAGCAACAAAUUCGAUCAGUUACUUAUAUCAAAACCUUUGUAUUACACCUUAACUUCUUCUCAGACCCAGACGAACAAAGUGAAUGGAAUUUACGUGGUCAACGUCUGUCAACUCGACUCUUUAUAGUUUCAAUGGUCCUUACAUUGUCUAUCCUUGUUCUCUAUACAUCCACAUCUACUGUUACAAAAACUAUCACGAUCCAACAACCUACCGUCGAUGAUUAUCUCACGCUACAAGUUAAAUAUCCGCAAACACUCCUUUGUCCAUGUUCUUCGAUUGCAAAUGAACAGAAAGGAUUCAUAUCAUUUCAACCGACAUUUCAUCCAGUUUGCUAUUCAGAUUUUAUUACACCAAAUUGGACUAGCUAUUUACUACCAAAGGAUCCUACAACUUUAACUUCAGGUGAUUUUCGUUUUGAAAGCCUACCAUUCUUUCUAGCGAUUUCCUCAUUUUGCCAAGUAUCAUUGGAAACAAUAGAAAAUGAAUUACUCGUAUUCAAUUCAACAAUAUAUGUUACAAAGUAUGUACAACCAAUAGAUCUAUUUCAGUCUCAAACACAACAGCUGAUCAGUAAUAUAAAACAAACAACAAUAAAUUCUUUUCGACUUCUUAUCUCAAUGUUACGUCAGACGAAUAUUACUCAACUAUUUACUGUCCCUGGUUAUUAUAUUGGUUGUUACGAAAUUGAAUCAAUGCUUCACUCUACUUUUGAAUGUUUUUCUAACGAAAUAUGUUUACAAAAUAUAAGUAAUUUAAUUUAUUCAACAUCAAAAUAUCCAUAUAAUGCAACAGCUAUGAACUUAAAUAAUAGUCACUAUAAUGCAACAACAAGUGUACAGUACAUAAUUGAAAAUUUAAUGAUUGAAGAUUGGAAUAAUCAAACAUUAUUUCAAUCCUACUUCGAACAAUGUAAUCCAUACCUGUGUACUUAUUCAUAUGAUAUUAAAGGAGAUAUCAGCUAUGUAUUUACAAUUACAAUUGGUUUAAUUGGUGGAUUAACAACUAUUUUAAAAUUUAUUGUUCCAUUCAUUAUAACGAUGAUUAGACGAUGGAGACAGAAAAGGAGAAUCAAUGUCAAUCCAUCAAUGAUCGAAGAAGAUGUGCAGACAAUACCAAUACAACAAAAAUUGAAAAGAUUUAUUUUAACAUUCAACCUAUUUAAAAAUCCAAACAAACGAUCUCAUGAACAACUACAACAUCAACGUAUUUCAACACGUCUUUUCUUCGUGAUCAUUAUUAUUACUUUAAUUAUUUUAUUGCUCAACAUUUCAUUUGAAGAUGUUACACAUACAAUCAUUACAAAAAAUCCUACAGUUGCUGAAUUCAACAAACUUUAUGAACAGUAUCCAAAUACCGUUCAAUGUCCAUGCAACACACUUUCAAUUGAAUAUCAACAAUUUCUCACAUUUGAACCUCGUCUACAUGCGAUUUGUUCAAGUGAAUUUAUUCAACAAAAUUCACAAUGGAUUACAAUUGACUAUCCAUCAACAAUGUUAGAUCAUAAUAAUCAGCCAACAUAUUCUACUCGAAUAGAUGACUUUCGACAGAUUGCAAGUCCAUUCUUUCAACUUUUGAAUUCAUUCUGUACACUGUCAUCUCAAACGAUCAAUGCAGAAUUGUUGACAUUUUAUUCAGAUACAUUUAUUGCAUUAAAUUUAAUUUCAGCUGAACAAUUUCAAACUCAAAUAAAUAAAUUAGUUACUCAAUUUCUACAAGAUAUAGCUCGUUCAUUUGUUAAUACCAUCUAUGUCGCUGAAAAUAUGACUUCAGCAAAUAUGAUAUUCUCCUCAUUAUCAACAGAUUCAAUGUUUAAAAUAUAUCCACAAUAUGAUUAUUAUUAUGAUUAUUAUGGAGAGUAUGAUACUAGAGAAUAUAUGUAUGAUAGGCAAGAUCAAAUAUAUAACUCAAGUGAAUUUGAAAUGAAUUGUGAUUGUCAACAAACACCAUGGUGUGUACAACAGGCAGUUGUCUAUGAUUUGGACACAAUAACCAAUCUCCUUUCUCCACCAGGUAAGAUUGUUUCUUUUCUUAUAUAUGUGUAA